Messenger RNA from Anopheles coluzzii, 2833 nucleotides. RefSeq names its product tryptophan 5-hydroxylase 1 (gene Trhn). NCBI's taxonomy places the organism in Eukaryota, Metazoa, Arthropoda, Insecta, Diptera, Culicidae. Gene Ontology annotation, cellular component: neuron projection. Gene Ontology annotation, biological process: serotonin biosynthetic process; aromatic amino acid metabolic process. The record is from RefSeq and is a predicted model, not a curated record. Gene Ontology annotation, molecular function: tryptophan 5-monooxygenase activity; iron ion binding. The coding region runs from base 945 to 2528 and encodes 527 amino acids. The transcript has 8 exons.
AACGUUCAUUUUAUUGUUUUCCACCUUAAUGACAGCAAUUGCAAUACAUCCUAACAGUUUCACUGUAAGUCGCUCAGCACUCACAAAACGUUCACACGUUGAAACGUUGAUAAGUUUGUCCCAACGGUAGUGAACGAUUCCAUCAUUCGUCAUUAUUUUGCCUUCGAUGCCUCAAUGCCUCCCUAUCCUCGGCUCGUCAUAAUCAACCGCUCGAAGCUGCUCACCGCCCGACUCAUCCACCCAUCCUUUCCAGCAACAAACACAAGAACGACCAGCAUAAAAUCACCUCGACGAUAAAGUUUAGAUUAUUCCUGACAUUAUCGUGAUUCAGCCAAUCGUGGUGGUGGUGGUGGUGGUACGCCGUUGGGAGUAGUGCAAAAUUUUCUUAAGGACCGUCCGAUGGGAAAGAACAUCGAACCGGCACAUCCAUCGUGCACAGGAUGAGGAUGAGUAGAAAAAAACACACACUGUAAACGGUUAGGAUAUCACUUGGGAAGGGAAGCGGACGAUUUUAUGCUGGUUUCGUUCCGAACGUGCUCCAGAAGGAGGGAACUGGAAGGGUGUGCUGACUGAGAAUGAAUCGGUAAGCAAAGCUAGAAUAUAUAUGUAUGUCUCUACACCACAUUCCACCCUCCUGACUUGUGUGCCUACAAACAGGCCGACCCCAAUCCCCACCCAAUUGGGAUGCUUCCUUCUGCGUAGGAUGGCGGCAGAAUCCUUCCACCGUUUGGGGCAGAAGGUAUAAAAGCGCCACUAGUGAUUGGAAAGCUCACCAGUUGAUACGAGUGCGUCGUGCGUGCUGUGUCGUCGUUUUUCGCAGGGCACAUUGGACACUGUUUUCUGGGAUUGCUACAGUGGACAUUUCUGUUUGUCAACGGGAUUUGCGAAGUGCAAUAAGUGUUUUCGGUUGGACUUUUUGUUCCCCCCUCAGGUGUGCAAAAACGAUGAGUGGUUCCGGCAAAGGAUUAUUGGGAUUAUGGCUGUACCAUAGCGGCGAUCAGGAGUGGGCCGUUAAGGAGGGCAGCCCGUUACAUCGGCGGAAGGAAUUUGCUAAAUCGGCCGACCACAGCAAUGGCAACGAGCGCAACGGAUCCGACCGGACGUCGAUCAUCUUCACGCUGAAGAACCAAAUCGGUGGUCUGGCCAGUGCGCUGCGCGUGUUCCAGGAGCUCGGCAUCAACGUGCUGCACGUGGAGCUGAACAAAAGCGGCGAAAUGUGCGACAGUGCGGACGUCCUGGUCGACAUCGAGUGUGAUGCCAACCGGCUCGAGCAGGUGCUGCGACUGCUAAAGCGCGAAGUGCAGUCGGUUAACUACGCCGCCCAGAUUAGCAGCGAUGGACCACCGCCAACGCCACUGUCCGCUUGUGGUAGUUUCGAUUUCGGCGAGAUGCAUUGGUUCCCGCGGAAGAUAUCCGACCUGGACCGGGCGCAGAACGUGCUGAUGUACGGCAGCGAGCUGGAUGCGGACCAUCCCGGGUUUAAGGAUCCGGUGUACCGCAAGCGUCGAGAGCAGUUUGCGGCCAUUGCCAACUCCUACAAGCAUGGCAGUCCCAUCCCGAGAGUUCAGUACACACCGGAGGAAAUCAAAACCUGGGGUACGGUGUUCCGUGAGCUGCACAAGCUCUACAUCAAGCACGCCGUGCCGGAGUAUCUGGAGAACUGGCCCGAGCUGGUGAAGUACUGCGGCUACCGGGAGGACAAUCUGCCCCAGCUGCAGGACAUCAACGUGUUUCUGAAGCGCAAAACUGGCUUCCAGAUCCGCCCCGUGGCCGGUUACCUCUCACCGCGCGACUUCCUGUCCGGGUUGGCGUUCCGGGUGUUCCACUGCACCCAGUACAUCCGCCACUCGUCCGAUCCGUUCUACACGCCCGAACCCGACUGUUGUCACGAGCUGCUCGGGCAUAUGCCGCUCCUAGCCAACUCGAGCUUUGCGCAGUUCUCGCAGGAGAUUGGGCUCGCUUCGCUCGGUGCGUCCGAGGAGGAUAUUAACAAGCUGGCGACGCUGUACUUCUUCACGGUCGAGUUUGGGCUGUGCCGUCAGCAAGAUGGCAGCUUUAAGGUGUUUGGGGCCGGGUUGCUUUCGUCGGUGGCGGAGCUGCAGCACGCAAUCACCACGACGGACAAGAUCAAGCGGUUCGAUCCGGAGGUGACGUGCCAGGAGGAGUGCAUCAUCACAGCGUACCAGAACGCGUACUACUACACGGACUCGUUCGAGGAGGCGAAGGAGAAGAUGAGGGCUUAUGCGGACACCAUUCAGCGCCCGUUCGGUGUGCGGUACAAUCCGUACACGCAAACGGUGGAGGUGCUGAGCAAUGCGAAGAAGAUCACGGCCGUCGUGAGUGAGCUGCGCGGUGAUCUGAGCAUUGUUUCGUCCGCCCUGAAGAAGGUGUCCGCGAUGGAUGAAAACCUGGACGUGGAAAAGAUUGAGAAGCUGCUGUCGAGCAGUUUGCAUGUGUGCGAUAAAACACUUAAUUCGGAGGAACACGAUGGACCCGAGCAGACUUCAAGUACACCCAAUAAAGAGUAGAAACGCUCAAAGGGAACUGGAGAAGAAACGAAACAUUAGUUCGUCCUGCAUGCUGCAACACGUUUACACAAAAUGUACAAUAAAAAGACAGUGGUGAACGGUGGAAAGGUGGAGGUUGGUGGGCGAGAAGCUAGUCAGAGCGUUGCCGUAAUUUGAUUGCCGUCUCUUGCAAAAUGAUUCAAAUUUCCUUAACUAUACAAUCAACGAAUAGGCAGUGGCUGUUGGGCAACAUUCAGUGAAAGAAAAGAUAAUCUAUAUGUCAUAAUUAGAUGUGAACUGUAAAAUAACUCUUAACCUUUUCUGUA